Molecule: messenger RNA, 852 nt
Organism: Heterostelium album PN500
Lineage: Eukaryota; Evosea; Eumycetozoa; Acytosteliales; Acytosteliaceae
Exons: 2
Coding region: 1-852 (283 amino acids)
Source: RefSeq, a predicted model, not a curated record
AUGUGUUUACUAUUCGUUAUGUUGGUUAAUGAGGAAAUGAAUAGUAUUAUCAGUUACUCUUUUUUAUCUUGUUUUGUUGAUCAUUGUGAGGAAAUAAUUAAAACUAUUGGUGAUCUUAGAUCGAAAAAAACAGAAGAAAAUGGAAGUACAUCUCCAGUGGCAUCACCAAGAUUCUAUAAUAAAGAUGAAGACCCUUCCCCAAUGAGUGCACCCUCUUCGCCAAAUAUGUCAUCCAAAAAACUGUCUCGUGGAAGAUCAUUCUGGCAAGCCAAGCAAAAAGAUGAUUUCGAUGAGGCUCUCCAAUUAGAGAAGGAACGUGAGAAAGAGAAAGAAAAAGAAAUGAGAGAGAAAGAAAAGGAAAAGGAAAAGGAAUUGAGAGAGAAAGAGAAGGAGAAAAAGAAACAAGAAAAAAGUAAAAAGAAAAUGGUUAAGAAAUCGAGUAGUAAUAGAGCUGGUGAUGCCUCGGGCGCAACCAAAAAGAGAAUAAACUUAGAUGAAAACUCUAAAGACGAGUCAUACAUGGAUGAUGGAUACCCAACAGAGGCAAUUGAUGAAGAGCAAAACUAUGAAGAUGACUCUGACUAUGAGUACAACGAUCAAGAAACUGUUUCUGCUGACGACGAAACCAAAAGUCAUACAUCCGAUGGAGAAAUUGAGUUGGUCGAUGAAGACGGUGAUGCAAUCGAUACUUCAAAGAAAGCAAAAUUCAAAAAGAACUGGAUAAAAUGGGUCUCGAUGUUUUCAUAUUUUCCAACAAUCGGUAUUUCUGCAGACGGAUCACAAUCGCCUCGAUCUCCAACCAUAGCCUCCAUCCAAUCACAAAGACGUAGAGGAUCUUUAUGUUUAGAUUAA